This is a messenger RNA of Entrophospora sp. SA101, 320 nucleotides long. The record is from the annotation of a GenBank genome assembly. Lineage: Eukaryota; Fungi; Glomeromycota; Glomeromycetes; Entrophosporales; Entrophosporaceae.
UAGUAGAAACUAUUACCGACCCGCAACUAACCGCUAACGCUACUAGCGAAGCGGAAAAAAUCAGCAAUAUCGAACACGCCCGUAAGAUUCUAACGGUGUUGGAAACGGUGCGAACUCUCCCAGCUACCGAGUCAGAAAACCAGCAUCCCGAGCAGCAAGCCAAACUAGACCAAUUAAUUAAGCAAUUACAAGCUUAUCAACAAGAAAACGCCGUAGUUUACCAAAUAGUCGAUUCCCACGGUCAGCAAAUUAGUCAGGUGCUAAAGUAUUUGGAAAGUUUACGAACUACCCAACCUACUCAGCCCACUACUACUUGGUGA